CGCGUCGACUUCCCCCCCUGCCAACCAUCGAGCCCCUUGCGAAAGGAGUACGAGUUCACGAGUACUGGAAUCUCUUGUCAAUAAUAACAACAUCUCUCCAACACUACCGCGACUCGACGUUGACGACGACAACAAUGCAACACUCGACUGCCAAGACGACCAUUGACAGCCUCGCGCUCGACGGUGGCUUCACUUCCAUCAUGCCUGGAGGCGAGUCCUCCACCCGCAGGCAGCGCAUUGCCAUGGCCUGCCAGUACUGCCGUCACCGCAAGAUCAAGUGCUGCGGCUCGACCCCAUGCGCCAACUGCACUCGUGCUCGCCGCACGUGCGACUACUCGCCCGUCCCAGAGGAGGUCAACCGUGCUACUCGCGAGAAGAAGGCUGCGGCCAAGGCUGCCAAGUCGGCCUUUGCUCACCGCCCAACGCCAUACUUUGUCGACCACCAGUCGGUCUAUGGCAUGCCCUACCUGGCUGGCCCAGGUCCCAUCCGUGGCACUCACGUCCCUCCUCGUCGCGCCUACACCACGCCGACGAUGACAAUGUCGCCCUACUCGCCUCUUCCUCCUCAGGCCCCGGCCAUGUCCUCGCCUGCUCACUUCGAGUCGCCCUGGUUCAACGGACCCCCCGUGCCCGUCAUCAGCGUCUCCCCCAUGGUCCCCGUCAUGCCUCACUCGGCCGAGCCCCUGCCAGUUCCCGAGUUCGAGGACCACCACCACGCGUACGCCCAGUACACCACGGCGCCGGUUUCGCCCACUGAGUCGUCGGCCUCGUCCACGACCCAGUACCCCAUGCCCAUGACCCCGGUUCGCAAGACGAUCCUCCAGACCCCGCCCCACACACCAUCAGCCGCCUACUUCCAGGCCGCCACCCCCAACAUGCUGUCCUACACGCCGCAGCCGUUCCCCUUCUCGCCAUCCCCGUUGGCGCAGUCGACCUUCCAGUCGUCCCCCACGCUCUGCCCCGGCCUCCCCGUUCAGCAGAAGCUCCCCCCUCCCCAGCCCCAACAGCCCCUGGUGGGCCUCGGUAUCGGCUUGACUGCCGCCGACGAGGGCAUCUCUUACAUUCCCAUGGCAAAUGACUACCUCACUGCCAGCAACGUUUGGACCCAGCCCGAGGCUUCCCCAUACCUUUCCUAGGCUCGCUUUUUUAGACUCGGAAGACGGACUAUUCUUCCUUAGACGGACUAUAUCUGGACUCUCUCCUUUUUCCUCUUUUUUCUUUACCUUUUUUCCCCUCUUGAUCUUGACAAUUCCUGUAACGUAUAGUGUGUAUGGUCUCUCUCCCAAAGUCGUCGACGACCCCCCUCUUGCCUCCUGGACAAUAGUACAGUUUGUUGUGCCUCGUCAUGCGACACCAGUUUCAUGGUA
Messenger RNA from Vanrija pseudolonga, 1367 nucleotides. It is a transcript of the gene STB4, whose product is annotated as putative transcriptional regulatory protein STB4. The transcript is spliced from 2 exons. Lineage: Eukaryota; Fungi; Basidiomycota; Tremellomycetes; Trichosporonales; Trichosporonaceae. Gene Ontology annotation, biological process: regulation of DNA-templated transcription. Gene Ontology annotation, molecular function: zinc ion binding; DNA-binding transcription factor activity, RNA polymerase II-specific. The record is from RefSeq and is a predicted model, not a curated record. The coding region runs from base 135 to 1136 and encodes 333 amino acids.